This is a messenger RNA of Pygocentrus nattereri (red-bellied piranha), 1876 nucleotides long. RefSeq names its product ring finger protein 180 (gene rnf180b). Gene Ontology annotation, cellular component: endoplasmic reticulum membrane. The record is from RefSeq and is a predicted model, not a curated record. Lineage: Eukaryota; Metazoa; Chordata; Actinopteri; Characiformes; Serrasalmidae. Gene Ontology annotation, molecular function: ubiquitin protein ligase activity; ubiquitin conjugating enzyme binding. The coding region runs from base 150 to 1676 and encodes 508 amino acids. The transcript is spliced from 7 exons. Gene Ontology annotation, biological process: serotonin metabolic process; protein polyubiquitination; norepinephrine metabolic process.
GGCCCGUAUCGGCCCCCGUACCAUGGGAAUGCAAGAACUACAACAAACCCGACUCAACGUGUAGUUUGUUUUUAGCUCGUUAGCUAAGGCUGGGUAACUUAGCCACGGCGCUACAGUGUUGACGAAGGCUUGAAAAUAUCACCUAAACAAUGGCAUCCUGUCUUACGGAUACAGUAUCAGACUCUGUGAAGACUACAGAGGAACCAUCGAUUCUUCGUUGUAGAAAAUGCAGAAGAUGUGUGGCAGAUUCUGCAUGUCUCCUUUUGGCAUCGAAAGAGUUCACAGCCACAUGCAGUGUGUGGCAUGUGGAUGUUGAAACACUGCCAGAUUGGAUUCUCAAAGUAAUUAAUCAGGUUCACUGGACUGUCGGGAAGCUUAACUGUCAGUACUGUGGAGCUCGUCUGGGAGGUUUCAAUUUCAUAAACUGUCCGAAAUGUCCCUGUGGACACAAUACAGCUGUGCACCUCAGCAAAAGCCGUGUUGAUCAGGCUGUAAAACAUUCUGUCCACUUGAGCAGACCAGGUAGGGCCAGAAGACAUGCAGAGGCACAGGCAGGAUUUCUGGGUAAACGAAAAGAGCUAGAAGAACCAAAGGUCAGAGGCAACCUUGAGUCAAUUCCAAACCUGAACCAGGAUCUACAUCAAGUCAUCCAGAUGUUAACAUCUGAGACGGAACUUCAGAGUAUGCCAACACAAGUAACUCAUUUAGAUGGCGAGGCCUCUUUCCUCUCUCCCUAUAGUAGAACCCCUGAUUUGCCCCACCUCUCCUCUGUAGAUGAGGAUGUGACUGAGACAGUGGCUAUAAUGGACUCAGGCCAAGAACCACAAAGCAUCAUGUCUCUUGAAACCAAUAAUGAGGGUCCUGAAGCCCAUGAAAGGCAAAUGGCUGUUGAAUCAUCAGGUUAUCAGGAGAACACAGAAGGUCAUCUAGUUUACUUCACACCACAGGAAACACCUUCUCUGGAAACAGAACUGGAACAAAGGCAGGAGAACAUCAUCCUGGGAACACCAGAGGAACAAAUGCAUCAUACAACCUCCAGUGCUGUUCAGAAGUUGACCAAGAAAGAGAAGAAUCGCUUAAAGAACAUAAAAAAGAAGCAGAGAAAGAAAGCACAGUGGAUUCAGAAUCAAAUUGAGGAGAAGAGUGUGAAGUGGAAUCUGACGAGCAGCGAUGAUGAAGAGAAAGAAGGCUAUACUUGUGCUGUGUGUCUGGAUGUAUACUACAAUCCUUACAUGUGCCAGCCCUGCAGCCACGUGUUCUGUGAGCCCUGUUUGAGGACAGUGGCAAAGAACCGGCCCAGCAGCACCCCCUGCCCCCUCUGCAGAACCCUCAUAUCACAUGUGCUCUUCCAGCAAGACCUCCACCAAACCACUAGGACUUACUUCCCGAAAGAAUAUCUUUCAAGAAAAGAGACUUUCCAGAAGAUAAACUAUUCCAAGUGGCCCCUGCCCAGCUGUCCAAAGCGUUUCCGCAUUUUAUGGGGGUUCCAGCGCCGUGGGGCUUUUACUAGCCGGUGGCAAUUUCCCCACCGAGCUUUUGGGCUAGACGGACUGGAUCUGGGAGACAUGCGGGGCUGGCCUUUUGACUCUGACAUAGUGAUCGUCUCGAUCUACUCUUUUCACUGGGUGCUGGCUUUCAUCCUCUUUUGUGGCCUUUUUUACUUCUUUCUGUUCUGAUUUAAAGAGGACAAACUAGAACUAUUUUCUCUUUUAAGUGCCUCAUUUUAGCUAUGAAGAUGCUCCUGUAGAAACAUUGUGUAUGUGUGUGUCUCUAAUUGUGUACAGUUGUGCGCAAAGGUUUGAAUACCCCAGUCAAAUUACAUGCUUUGUUGAUUCUCUAAGUGAAUAGAAGUUAACACAUCAUCUGCAAAGAGAAA